Messenger RNA from Annulohypoxylon maeteangense, 1597 nucleotides. RefSeq names its product zinc-binding dehydrogenase. Gene Ontology annotation, molecular function: oxidoreductase activity, acting on NAD(P)H. The transcript has 3 exons. The coding region runs from base 293 to 1381 and encodes 362 amino acids. Lineage: Eukaryota; Fungi; Ascomycota; Sordariomycetes; Xylariales; Hypoxylaceae. The record is from RefSeq and is a predicted model, not a curated record.
UAGUGCCAACGUACCUCAAUAUAGCAAGCCGCGCAAGUACCUAGUAGGUUUGUAUAACGCUAGGCUAGAAGAUGUCUGGUAAGAACUAUUUGGUACCACCUAAAGCCAUCAGUUCAGCACUCCAGGGCCGAAUAAGGUACUACCUAGACCCACCUCCCAAAAAGGGGUCGGCCUCUAGGCUGAGACAUAAGACCCCGGGCUUCCCCCAAAAGAUCCCGUUAGCACCUAGCAUUCGCCUAGAAUAAUCACUACAGUGACUGUACACAACCGCCCGUAAGCACUUAACUGAAACAUGCAGCCACCAGCACCCAUCCCGGCAACCCAACGAGCCAUCAUCCAAGGACCGGCAGGCCAACCCACAAUCGCAAAUGAUGUACCCACACCGGUCCUGCGCCCAGGCACGGUCCUAAUCAAGACUAUCGCCGUAUCGCUGAACCCCAGCGACAACAAAAUGGGCGCCGCCUUCCCAUGCCCGGGCGCAGUCAUCGGCAUGGACUUCUUAGGACGAAUCGUCGAUAUCAAGCCCGCGGAAGGCGUCGAGAGCCCUAGCUCAGACCUACGCCUCGACGACAUGGUGUGCGGCGUAGUGCACGGCUCGAACCCGGGAGACCCCACGACCGGCAGCUUCGCAGAGUACGUCCGGGCGCAGACGGAUCUAGUUCUUCGGGUCCCUGAGAACUUUCCCCUGGAGCAAGCGGUGGCGUUGGGAACACCGCUACUUACUAGCUGUGUUGCGCUGUGGAGCUCGUUGGCGAUUACGGCGUUGCCGGAGAGCCCGCUUGCGAAGCCGGUGCCGGUUUUGGUGUAUGGUGGGAGUACGACUUGUGGGACUAUGGCUAUUCAGCUUUUGAAGAUCUUGGGAUAUGAUCCGGUCGCAACUUGCUCGUCCCGGAACUUCGAUAUGGUUAAAUCGUACGGUGCUAGCGCGGUAUUCGAUUAUACGGCUACUGAUCUUGGCCAUGCUAUCAAGACGCAUACGGGAGGGCGGUUACGCCAUGCGCUCGACUGUAUAGCCGACCAGGCGUCAACGACUUGCUGUUAUGCUAGUUUAGGCCGGCCCGGCGGCCGCUAUGCGUACCUCGAAGCCAGCCCGAAAGAGUGGAAAACGCGGGAGGCUGUUAAAGCUGAUUUCGCCUUAGCGUAUGAGGCCUUCGGGCAUGAGGUCAAGUUAGAUGGGGAGUAUGGCCGGCCGGCAAGUCCAGAGAAGCAUGAGACGGCCGCGAAGAUCUUUAGAGCGUUCCAGAAACUUCUUGAUGAAGGAAAGGUGAAAGGACAUCCGACAGAAGUAGUCGGGCAUGGGUUUGAGAGCAUUUUGGAAGGACUCCGUCGGUUGAAAUCUGGUUCAGUGUCAGGGAAAAGGUUAGUUGUUUGGAUUGAGUAGGGACAAUUGCUAGCAACGAAAGAAUAUAAGAUAAAAGCCUUGUUAUCCAUUUCUCACCUGAAUCACCGAUUUAUGAGAGGAGUGGGACCAAAAGGGGCACGUAUGGACCAGCUUUCACAGUCUAUCUGCCUAGUAAGUCUGCCAAAAGUGGCAUUGCCAUCCAGAUUAUAUAAAGGGGUGGUAAUCCCACCCUUUGCCCUUAUAAUCAACUGUGAC